Messenger RNA from Trichoderma harzianum CBS 226.95, 951 nucleotides. RefSeq lists its product as hypothetical. The transcript has 4 exons. The coding region runs from base 98 to 739 and encodes 213 amino acids. Gene Ontology annotation, biological process: intracellular protein transport; endoplasmic reticulum to Golgi vesicle-mediated transport. The record is from RefSeq and is a predicted model, not a curated record. Gene Ontology annotation, cellular component: endoplasmic reticulum membrane; endoplasmic reticulum. Lineage: Eukaryota; Fungi; Ascomycota; Sordariomycetes; Hypocreales; Hypocreaceae.
GUCGAGAGCUGAAUUGCCGUUCUCGAGCUUCCCGCGCUACCCCCGCCGACAAAAACAAUCAGAGCUUGCAAUUGGAGGCCAUUGCCCCGACUCCACGAUGACGCUCUACUACACUCUUGUGUUUGGCCUUCUAAUGGCCGAGAUGGGCCUGUUUAUGCUGUUGCUUAUUCCCCUCCCGUUCAACAUCAAGCGGAGGAUCUUUACCUUCAUUUCCGAGAGCCCAUUGAUCGCCAAAGUACAGUACUGGAUGAAGAUUACCUUUGUCUUCAUCCUCAUCCUCUUCGUCGACAGCCUCAACCGCGUCUACCGUGUGCAGCUUGAGGUUAUGGCUGCGCACGAGCAGGGCAUUAAGGGAAACGCUGCCGCUGUCAUGGGAUCCGAGCGUCUCGAAGUCCAGGCCCGCAAAUUUUACUCUCAGCGCAACAUGUACCUCUGCGGCUUCACGCUGUUCCUCUCCUUGAUUCUCAAUCGCACCUACGUCAUGAUCCUUGAAGUCAUGCGUCUGGAGGACAAGCUCAAGACCUACGAGGGCACCAGCAAGAACACCAAGGAGAGCGAGAAAUUGGCUGUCGCCGGCAAGCCCGGCGAGCUUGCUGCUCUCAAGGAGAAGCUCGAGAAGAAGGACCAGGAUCUCCAGAACCUCAAGAAGCAGGCCGAGCAGCUCAACAAGGCCUACAAUGAGCUCAGCGACAAGUACGCUGCUACUCAGGUUGAUGGUGAAAGCCGAAAGAGCAGAUAAGCCAUGGAAUCAUGUGCUUUGCAAAAAAUUGAUGUUUGUGGACGAAGACUGAAUCUUUCAGUGGCAAACAAAUUGAUCAAAUCCACAAAGAAGUGAAAUGAGGUGGAAUUAUUCCAGCCGAUCCGUCGGCUCUUCCGGUUUUAGGACACUACUUAUCACACUGUUGCGGACAGCUAAGGAAGAGCAAAUUUAUCUGGCUGAAUGGCAUAGAG